Molecule: messenger RNA, 339 nt
Organism: Peronospora belbahrii
Lineage: Eukaryota; Oomycota; Peronosporomycetes; Peronosporales; Peronosporaceae
Source: the annotation of a GenBank genome assembly
AUGAUCGGAAAUUUCGCGACACUAGUGGGCCGUAUUACGGAUGAUCUCGAGGAUGACGCGUUGUCAUACGCUGGAAUUCAGGACGACGAGUUUGAUUUGAACGAGGAGUUAGAAGUGGAAAAAAAUGGUGAGGUGCAUGUAGUGGAAGAAGAAGGUCCUUCUGUAACACGAACAAUGCAAUGGCACCCUGUAUUGGGUGCUCUUUCAAGUGAUGGCAGCUUCAACAAGCACCAACGAGGAUCCAACUCGUCCAUUAGCAUUCUGGAACUCACUGAGCCAAGCGACAGUGUGAAGAUCAGCUUUGAUGCAAUGCUAGGUGACAAGCAGCCCAAACGGUAA